AUGCAAUUAGGAUAUAAUGAAAUAAUGAUUGUCUCAAAGUAUUUUGAAGAUAUUAAUGAUUUUAUUAAUUUAGAAAUGGGAGUUAAAAGAUUUAGAGGGAAUAUGGAACGAUUUCAUUUUAAUCCAAUUUCAUUGAAUCAAUAUUCCAGAAAAUUGUUUCCUAAUAUUGAAACAUUUCAUAUUUAUAAUGAAAAAGAUGAAAUAUUUGAAGAUGGAAGAAUAUUUAAACAAAUAAUAUGGUAUAAAGUGAGUUAUUCAAGAUAUUUAGAAGAGAAAAAAGAAGGAAAUAUUUGUAAAAAUAUCGAAUAUACAGAAGAAGAUAGAGAAGAGUAUGGAAAUACAAUACCAAUAGAAGUUACAUCACUCGGAAAUUAUUGUUUUUAUAAAUGUGAUGAUAUUCAAUCAAUUGAAAUACCAACAAAUGUUAGUAAAAUAGGAGAUGGAUGUUUUAUAGGGUGUACAUCAUUAACAACAAUUAAUAUUCCAACAAGUAUUAGUGAAAUAGGAGAUAGAUGUUUUGAAGAAUGUGAAUCAUUAACAUCACUUACUAUAGAAGAUGUAAAAUAUAUAAGUGAAGAAAGAAUAUUUAUGAAUGAACCAGUGUUAAUUAGUAUUAAAAUACCAAAAAAAUUAGAAAUGAUAAAUGGAAAGAAUAUUGAAAAGAAAGAUAUUAAUAAAUUUAUUAUUCCACCAUCAAUCAUUAAAAUAGAAAAUGGAUGUUUUUCUGAAUGUUCAACAUUAAGAACAAUUAAUAUUCCAACAAGUGUUACUUACAUAGGAAAUGGAUGCUUUUCUGAAUGUUCAACAUUAACAUCAAUUAAUAUUCCAACAAAUAUUAAUAAAAUAGGAUAUGGAUGUUUUUAUGAUUGUACAUCGUUAACAUCAAUUAAUAUUCCAUCAACAAUUACAUCAUUUGGAAAUAAAUGUUUUUAUGGAUGUGGAUGUGAAGAAGAAUUAAAGAAGAAUAAAACAAUACCAAAAAAUUGCUUUUAUAUAUAA
Molecule: messenger RNA, 999 nt
Organism: Entamoeba histolytica HM-1:IMSS
Lineage: Eukaryota; Evosea; Mastigamoebida; Endamoebidae
Exons: 1
Coding region: 1-999 (332 amino acids)
Source: RefSeq, a predicted model, not a curated record